CCCCGCAAAAUUACAUUCUCUCGUCCCAUUGCACAACUUGUGGUACUCCAUCAAUCGGAAUUCUUAUGGUAUUUUAUAGCACAUGUCUUACGUUAAAUUACGCCAAGGUGCAUUAGCCAAUCAUCCCUACUAGACAAUACCAAAUCAGAUCUUUUAUAUAAAAGCAAACCUAGGAAGAAUGCGUUCAGUUGGCAUUAUCUAAACCACAAAAAUGUAUAAACUGAUUUUUUUAAGUUUUGUGUUAACAACAGUCUGCGCAGCCCCCGGGUAUGACUUUCAUGGUUUUGGCCCCAUCGUAGCUGCACCCCCAAUUUUCCCAGCCCCAAUCAUUAAAACUCCCAUCAUAGCACCACCUCCUGUUUUUCACGCCCCUGUUGUAAAGGCCAUAGCACCAGUGGCCCCCGUUAUUAAAACCGUAGCCCCGGCCACGAGCUACGCCACUGUUGCCAUCACACAUUCCGCACCAAUAGUAAAGACAUUUUUGGCCCCGCAGCCCAUCUUGAAGAGUUAUUAUCCAGCGCCACUGGCUUUCGGACAUGGGUACCAUUGAACCAUCGCUAUUUAUUUCAUUGUACAUAACUUAUUUUAUACCUAGAAUAAUGUACAAAAAUUUUCGAUAAUAAAUAUUUGCAUUUGAA
This is a messenger RNA of Tribolium castaneum (red flour beetle), 638 nucleotides long. RefSeq names its product cuticle protein 16.5-like. The coding region runs from base 212 to 550 and encodes 112 amino acids. The record is from RefSeq and is a predicted model, not a curated record. Lineage: Eukaryota; Metazoa; Arthropoda; Insecta; Coleoptera; Tenebrionidae. The transcript is spliced from 3 exons.